Messenger RNA from Westerdykella ornata, 1448 nucleotides. RefSeq names its product ferredoxin reductase-like protein. Gene Ontology annotation, molecular function: cytochrome-b5 reductase activity, acting on NAD(P)H. The transcript is spliced from 3 exons. Gene Ontology annotation, biological process: ergosterol biosynthetic process. The record is from RefSeq and is a predicted model, not a curated record. NCBI's taxonomy places the organism in Eukaryota, Fungi, Ascomycota, Dothideomycetes, Pleosporales, Sporormiaceae. The coding region runs from base 27 to 1022 and encodes 331 amino acids.
CGAACGCCUACCCCUCGUCUUUCGCUAUGUUUGCAAGACAAGUAUUUCGCCCCGCGAACACCCUGCGGCAGCAUGUACGUCGGUACGCAAGUGAAGCGUCUGAGAAGAAGAAGGGCGGGCCGAACCUGCUAGUUCCCGGUGUCGCAAUCGGCGGAAUGGUCGUCGGUUACUAUGUUCUGCGCCGGCGAUACCCUGAAUACGCCGAUGCUGCCAAACAGACUGCAGGCGGAGAGCCAAAGGUCGCCUUCAAGGGCGGCGAUCAGGGCUUCCUCUCGUUGCCGUUGGAGAAAACAGAGAUUGUCAAUCAUAACACGAAGAGGCUCACCUUCAGGCUGCCCGAGCCGGACAUGGAGAGCGGUUUGCCGGUUGCCUCUGCUGUCAUCACCAAGUACAAGGGUCCUGAGAUGGAGAAACCUGUCAUUCGACCGUAUACGCCCAUAAGUGAUGUUGAUCAGAAGGGAUCCAUCGAAUUACUGGUCAAGCGGUAUGAGAACGGGCCUAUGUCGGAGCACUUGCAUAACAUGGCCGCGGGUCAGCGUCUUGAUGUCAAAGGGCCUAUCAAGAAGUACCAAUGGUCUCCGAAUAAGCAUGAGCACAUCGCCCUGAUUGCGGGUGGUACCGGCAUUACCCCCAUGUGGCAGCUUGCCAACGCCAUCUUCAAGAACCCCGAGGACAAGACCAAGGUUACCUUAGUGUUUGGCAACCUUACCCAUGAUGAUAUCUUGUUGAAGGAGGAAUGGGCACGUCUGGAAAACACCUAUCCCCAACGAUUCAGGGCCUUCUACGUCUUGGACAACCCGCCGGAAGGCUGGGCGGGAGGUCAGGGCUUGGUUACCAAGGAGCUCCUCAAGACGGUACUCCCAGAACCCAAGGAGGGUGACAAGAUCAAGAUUUUCGUGUGCGGUCCCCCGGGAAUGUACAAGGCCAUCAGCGGUGGCAAGAAGAGCCCUGCGGACCAGGGCGAGCUCUCUGGCUACCUGAAGGAGCUUGGAUAUAGCAAGGACCAGGUGUACAAGUUUUAGAUCUGCUAGUCCUUAACCCUGCUGUGAAGCGUGUACUUAUAUCACCUAGACGUAGAUGUUGGAUAAUUCACGUAGAUUAUGGUUUACUGCACAGCAGGACCCCUCCGAUGGAGUUUGUCUUUGUGAGUCUUGAUUUUGCUUUCCGUCCUCCCGUCCCCUUCGGGAUAUUAUCAGAUAGACAAUGGAGAACUUAACUCCAGUUUCCAGGACUUCGCUGUCGUUCUUCACUGGACUGGCAGGGGACAUUCCCUCAUGCUGGAGUUGCGGCAGAUGAGGAGGCAUGUGGCUAUCAACAUAUGGAGCCCGGCCGUCUCGUAUCCCAACAUGAUAAUAUGAUGUUGGCAUUGUUUUGUCCCUCUAAAUACCCCGUACUCCGGUUAGCGGGAAGGUGUAGCAUAGCGCAUGUCUAUUGAUAGGUCAACCGAG